Sclerotinia trifoliorum is the source of this 892-nucleotide messenger RNA. NCBI's taxonomy places the organism in Eukaryota, Fungi, Ascomycota, Leotiomycetes, Helotiales, Sclerotiniaceae. The record is from the annotation of a GenBank genome assembly.
GGGUUCAUACAAACCUUGGAUCGAGGUAUCAAACAAAUAGUAAGCCCCGCCCAAUUUGAUAUUCUACAACUUGAAUACCCUCACAUAUUUCCCAAUUUCAUAUACACAAAAUACCGCAAUCAUGUCAAUGUUCGGAAUGGGUCGUCCUCAGCCAUCCUCGCAAGAGAAAAUCGCUGCUGCUGAGCAAGAGAUGGAUCUUAUUACUGAUAUGUUCAACAAGUAUGUUAUCCUGUUUGUACUCGAAAGAGUAGAUUAAACUGCCAAUGAUGGAAGCUCCGGAAACCCCAUAGCUCGCUGCGCUCUAAAUAUUUAAGAUAUAUUAGUCUGCCCUUUGCGGCAGUGGCUUCCGGGGGGCUAGCGGAGCAUUAUUAUUCAUGAAGCUAUGAAUAGCUUCAUGGUAUCUAGUCUAUACUGACAUGUUUUUACAGACUCAGUCAGUCAUGCAUUAAGAAGUGCAUUCCUAAAGAAUACCGCGAGGGCGAACUCAACAAAGGCGAGGGUGUCUGCAUUGAUCGAUGUGCGGCAAAGUUUUUCGACGUACAGAUGAAAAUCUCCGAGUUAUUACAAGCAGAGGCAGCAGCUAAAGGGGCUGGUGGCGGUGGUUUUGGAGGUGGUGGAUUUGGAAUAUAAAAUGAUCUUGAUGGAAGGAAGGAAGCUUCUUUGGGGCGUUUUAUUUUUGGCCCGUUUGACGCGCACAUGAUGCAGAGGUGACAUGAUGAUGGAAAGGCAUAAAAGGAAUCCAUCGGAAGACGUUCAGGACAUCAAAAAAACAGUAGCGGGUGAUGAUAAAACCCAUCCCUGUUGAUAUUGUACAUUAGAAUGUGGUAUAAGGACAGCACAAACGACGUUCAUAUCCGCCACCCCCAAAUCCCAAAACUCCAAUCCAUAUUCU